UAACCCACCAACUUCCGCACACAAUCUAAAGUUCACAAGAACUCUAGAUUAACACUCAUUUUCACGUUUUCAAAAGAAACGAAAAAGUUUUUAAAUUGUAAUAAAGUCUAUUCACCCCCCCCCCCUCUAGACUUUAUAUCUCACCACUUUGGGACCACCAAUUGGUAUCAGAGCUUACUUCUCACUAUCUACAUUUAGAUUAACGAGAAGCGAUCAUAAUGGUGAACAAUAUGGAUCACGGUUUGCCCAAGUUUUCUCUUCUAGGUUAUGAUGAUUGGAAGAUCAUGAUGGAAGCACACCUCUAUGCUCUACAUGACUGGAUGUGGAUGGUACUUGAAGAUGGACCCUUGAAAAUCCAAAUGGAGAAUCCUAAGAGGAAUCCAACCAAUUCAGAUGUAGUCCAGUAUAUUCCAAAGCCCAAGGAGAAAUGGGAUGAUAGAGAUUGCAAAAAGCACAAUCUGGACAACCUGUGUGAGGGAUCAGAGGAUCUGAGAAAGCAGAAGAUAGAGGUCCUGCUUGAAAAGUUCAAAAGCUUCAAAAUGCUUCCCAGAGAAUCAUUUGAUAUGUUGGAUGAAAGAUUCCACAAAAUCUUAAAUGAUCUUGCAUCACUUAACCACGUUCUUUCUCCCAAAGAAAAGAAUGUAAGGUUAUUGAGGUCUCUUCCAACUGAGUGGUACACCAAAGCCACAGCCAUGGAAGAAGGAAGAAAUCUGGAGAACUACACUGUCCAAUGUCUCCUUGAUGAGCUCAGAACCUAUGAGCAUGAGCUGAAGAAGAAGAAGGAAGAACAGGUCACUCCAUUUCCCAUGGCACUGAUGACAACUCCCAGAGUCCCAACAAGCGAAGGGACAUGCCCAAGAAACUGUGACACUCCUUCCUCCAGCCAGCCAUCAAGCUCGAAAAUGGAGAACUACGAUGAGGAAUUUGCCAUGAUGGUCAAGCAAUUCCGAAAGCUCAAGAAGUUCUUCAAGAAAGCUGACUCAGUCAGAAGGCCAUCCAAGGGAAAGCCACAGGUAAGUGACUCCCCUCCUGAAUCUUAUUUGUGUUACAACUGCAGGAAGCCUUGCCACUGGAAGUCAGCAUGCCCGUACCCAAAAGUGGAGAAGUACGGAGAAAGAGAAAGAAACGAGAAGAAGAAGAAGAAGGCAAUGGUAGCAGCUGAAAGUGACGAGUCAUCCAGUUCAAGCUCGGAUGAAGAAGCCCUCGUCUGCAUGGAGCGCAGAGCUGAGAAGUCCAACCAAGAAGAUCGGUGGACUAUGUCAGAAGAUGACACUCUCUUCCUAAUGGCCAAAGAUGAUGCUGAACAAGAGGUAACAUCACAAACCUCCUACUCAUCUUCUUAUGAAAUCAUACCAACUUCUGAAAAUCUUUUUGACAAGUUCAAAAAGAUGAUGGAAGAUUUUGAGGAAAUAAAUCUUAAACACUCAUCCUUAACAGAAGAGAACAAGCUAUUAAGUGAAGAGAAUCUCAAGUUGACUGAAGGUCGGAAAAGUCAACUAAGUGAGAUCACUCAACUCAAGGCUGAGAAUGAAUCUCUUUCUGAAAAGGUAAAAUCCCUAAACAAGGAGCUAGGGAUACUGAAGUCCAAAGAAGUUGUGGAUAAGCUUCUUGAAACGACCAAACAUAAGGGUCGUGAAGGACUUGGGUUUGACCCCUCUACUGCCAAACCCAAUAAGCAGAAAGGUAAGGAGAAGGAGAAACCUAAAGAAGUUCCCAAAAAGGUAGUCCCUCCUAAGAACUUUAGGAAGCUGGACACACCUCAAAGAGGAAACAAUUUCAGAAGAAAACCUUCUAACCCCUACUAUACACGAGGCUAUACUUAUUAUGGGGUAGAUAGGAGUUUUCCAAGAAAUUCUGAGUGGAGAACUAUGCCAAGAUAUAGUCAUCCUCCACCCCAGAAACUAUUUGUUCCACCUAAGUAUGCUUACAACCGUCACAGACCACACUAUGCACAACCUAGACAAAACUAUAGGUCUUAUCAACCUAGGUUUGCUAGGAGGAAACAGGAAAUAGCACCACCUGCACGUAGGAAGUUUUAUGCCUACAACUAUGAUUACAAUCCCAACAAGUUUAGAGCUGCAAGGAAAAUUCCCUGCAACUUCAAACUUGAUGAAGCCUCUAAGUACCCAGGUGUCGGGUACUUAGACAGUGGCUGCUCAAGACACAUGACGGGUGAUGCGAGCCUUUUGAGCAAUCUAAUUCCCUAUGAUGGUCCAAGAGUUACUUUUGGAGGAAGCAAUGAUUAUGGCCUUACAAAAGGGCUAGGAAAUCUGGUGUACAAGGGACUAACCAUCCAGGCUGUAUCUUAUGUGGAAGGUCUCAACUAUAACCUUUUAAGCAUAAGUCAGUUUUGUGAUAAAGGUUAUUCUCUGGAAUUCUGCAAGGACAUGGCAUCCCUCAAGAACAUCUCCACAAAUGAAGUCAUUCUCACUGGGAAGAGAAUCAGAAACAUCUACGAAGUGAUAUGGGACGAUGUCAAAGAAGCAUGCCUAAUCAGCAAAGGUGAUACUAACCUUCUAUGGCUUUGGCAUAAGAGGUUGAGUCAUCUCAACUUCAAAACCCUCAACAAACUGUCCAAAGAAGGUAAUCUAGAAAUCACAAAUCGUGCAGAGAUGACUUUCGCCGCCGGCGAGAUUCUCGCGGCCGGCGGCCAACCUAUUGCAGAGACAGAGACGAUAAAGAGAAGCUGGGAGAGAAUGGGGAGUUUUUGCAGAGCCAUGGUGGUUUGGGCGAGAGAAGUUAGAUGCCUGCAAUUUGGUGUUGUUUGAUUUGGGCGGAUGUGAUUUAGGUUAUAUACCGAGAUUGACCACACCGGGCAGUCUAUUGGAGGUCAUUUUGGCCGGGCCAGAUUGCUUGGGGUGGUGACGCGUGAUGUAACUGAUUCCCUCCCCUUCCUAAAAUUUUAAAAAUUCCCGCUCUGUUUUUAUUUUGAUUUUAUGAAAUAAUUCAAAUUAAAAGAGAAUAAGACUAAAGUCAAAGG
This is a messenger RNA of Cuscuta campestris, 2980 nucleotides long. The record is from the annotation of a GenBank genome assembly. NCBI's taxonomy places the organism in Eukaryota, Viridiplantae, Streptophyta, Magnoliopsida, Solanales, Convolvulaceae.